AUGAGAGACAUGGAUAUGCAAGAGAGUAAUCAGGUGAGUGAUGCAGGGGAUGAGAACAUGGUUGACGCUGUGGUUGAAUCGCAUAACAACAGAGAUGAUGUAGGAGGAAUUGUUGCUGAUAAUCUAAGAACAGGAGACCUUGGAUUCAGUGGUGAUCUUGAUCUUGAGCCAAGGAAUGGUAUUGACUUCGAGACGCACGAGGCGGCGUAUUCGUUUUACCAAGAAUACGCCAAAUCUAUGGGCUUUACUACAUCGAUAAAGAACAGCAGACGCUCCAAGAAAACCAGAGAUUUCAUCGACGCCAAGUUUGCUUGUUCUAGAUACGGUGUGACUCCUGAGUCUGAGAGUGGUACUACUAGUAAUCGAAGGUCGAGUGUGAAGAAAACUGAUUGCAAAGCGAGUAUGCAUGUGAAGAGAAGACCUGAUGGGAGAUGGAUAAUUCAUGAGUUUGUGAAAGAUCACAACCACGGGCUUCUUCCUGCUCUUGCUUAUCAUUUCCGGAUUCAGAGAAAUGUCAAGUUAGCUGAGAAGAACAACAUCGACAUUCUUCACGCGGUUAGUGAAAGGACCAGGAAGAUUCGAGCCAUUGAAUUGAGUGAAGAAGGUUGUGUGUCAGAAGAAAACUACAACAUCAUAUUGCGCACACUAAUUGAGACCCUGAAGAAUUGUGUUGAUCUGAAUAACUCUAGAAACAACAUCACUGAGUCUAAUAGCCAGCUUAAUAAUGGUGCUCAUGAAGAACAAAACCAGGUAAUGGCCGGCGUAAAAGCAGCAAAAAAGAAGACUGUUGUCAGGAAAAGAAAGGGACAACAAGAAGCUAGCCAAGUGCUUGAAUCUCAACAGAGCUUGCAACCAAUGGAAAGUUUAAGUUCAGAGGGAAUGAGCAUCAAUGGUUACUAUGGUCCUCAACAGAACGUUCAAGGAUUGGGACAAUUGAAUUCCAUAGCACCGGUGCAAGAUAGCUACUUCACGAAUCAGCAAGCGAUGCCUGGACUGGGCCAAAUCGAUUUCAGGCCUCCUCCCAGUUUCACUUACAAUUUACAGGAUGAGCAUUUGAGAUCUAACCAAUUGCCUGUUUUGUCUCACGAAGCGGUUUCCAAACAUGAGAAAAGCUCACAGAUCUUCUUUCAUGGAGCUGUGUUGCAACUGACAAGACAAAAUCUUUUAGAUUUGCUUAAACAGAGAGAUUCAAUGGAGAAAGUGAAUCAAACAUUCUUCCUGUCUCAUGGAUCUCCAACAUUGAGCAUAGACGAUUCCUUGGAAGCGAGACAAUUUUUCAAAUCAUGGUCCGACAAAGUUUUCCCGCAGAAACCUAAAUCGAUUUUAGUCAUCUCCGCUCAUUGGGACACCAAAUAUCCAUCUGUCAACACUGUUCUUCGCAAUUCCACCAUCCACGAUUUCUAUGGCUUCCCUGAUCCCAUGUACAAGCUGAAAUACGAAGCACCAGGAGCGAUUGCAUUGGGAAAGAGGGUUAAAGAAUUGCUAAUGGGAGAAGGAGGAAUGAAGCGUGUUGAUGAAGAUACAAAGAGAGGUCUUGAUCAUGGAGCUUGGGUUCCUCUUAUGUUGAUGUAUCCAGAGGCUGAUAUACCCAUUUGUCAGCUCUCUGUUCAAUCAUCUCAAAAUGGGAGUUACCAUUACAACAUGGGCAAAGCAUUGGCUCCAUUGAAAGACGAAGGUGUUCUUAUCAUUGGCUCUGGAAGUGCUACUCAUAACUUGAGGAAGCUUGACUUUAAUAUCACUAAUGGCUCAGCUGUUCCUUGGGCUUUGGAGUUUGAUAAUUGGCUUAGAGACUCUCUUGUGCAAGGAAGAUAUGGAGAUGUGAAUGAUUGGGAAGAGAAAGCUCCAAAUUCGAAAAUGGCGCAUCCAUGCCCUGAGCAUUUUUAUCCUUUACACGUUGCAAUGGGUGCAGCAGGUGAUGAUGCUAAAGCAGAGCAGAUCCACACAAGUUGGCAACUUGGUACUUUGUCUUAUUCUUCUUAUAGCUUCACUUCUUCCAUUUGAAACAUUUAUUCAUCUCUAUCUCCUUCACUUGUAGUCUCUUCUUCUCUGAUUAAAGCUGUUGUGUGUGUAUUUCUCUGUAAUAAUCCAAAUCAUGUGUUGUAUUCACAUACAAUACGACCCCCUCUAUGUACUACUUUAAUGUAUGAAUAUGCCAUGUGAAUUUGAAUAAAUUGUGUUUCUUUGUAAAACAUAUAGAAGCAUUUGUGUACGGAUCAAACGUAUUUAUCCUUUAAUCUUUAUUUGUACUUAUCAUACCACCACACAAAGGCGAAUCUUGUACAAAGCAUGAGAGAGC
Molecule: messenger RNA, 2296 nt
Organism: Thlaspi arvense
Lineage: Eukaryota; Viridiplantae; Streptophyta; Magnoliopsida; Brassicales; Brassicaceae
Source: the annotation of a GenBank genome assembly